Messenger RNA from Phytophthora nicotianae INRA-310, 4416 nucleotides. RefSeq lists its product as hypothetical. The transcript has a single exon. Gene Ontology annotation, biological process: CTP biosynthetic process; GTP biosynthetic process; UTP biosynthetic process. The coding region runs from base 1 to 4269 and encodes 1422 amino acids. The record is from RefSeq and is a predicted model, not a curated record. Gene Ontology annotation, molecular function: nucleoside diphosphate kinase activity. NCBI's taxonomy places the organism in Eukaryota, Oomycota, Peronosporomycetes, Peronosporales, Peronosporaceae.
AUGAGCGGUGACGCCUUCGUCGUUGUGUUCUUAAAGCCGGAGAUCGCGACAGGUUUCUUUAAGUUCGCUACGAGUGAUAACGACAGUGAAUCGGAUGAUUCUCCAUCCACAGAGCCAUCGUCAUCGAUCCCCGGAGUCUCAGCAGUCGAAGCUGCGUUCUUGUUACCGAAUGGCCAAAUAAUCCCAACUGUUCUUGCUCGGAUCAAAGAUAAAGGCUUUGAAAUCGUUCAGCGUCGUAUGAAGGUGUUGACAAAGGCUGAAGCACGACAUCUCUUCUCAUACGAACAGCAGUACCGAUUCAAGGACGAUCCAGAGGCUUUUGCGGCCUAUUUGAACUCGAUCACCAGUGGUCCGAGUCUCGCGUUGGUACUUAAGCUACCUGCAGCGUUGGCUUUGGGUGAUGCCAAUGCUGCGAUCAAGAAAUGGGUAGAAUUGGCCGGAGAUUGGGACCCCGUCGUAGCUCGUAAGAAGGCGCUCGCGGCGUCGACUCCGCACGAUCAGUGGCCCCUUCGAGCUCUCUGUGGACUCAAUACGGUGCAAAAUGGCAUUUCUAGCAGCCCGCACGUGUGUUGUUCGCGACGAGAACGAUUCUUUCUGAUGCCACCAGCAGUGCCAAAGCUCGAGCAAGCUACAAUCGUGUUGUUACCGUCGUUUGACACGAAUUAUCCAGAAGGUAAGGAAAUUCUACUCUCGACUAUCGCAAGAGAGACUCAAGCAUUUGUAGUCGAAAACUAUGAGAGCUAUUCUCUUUCUGAUGAUCAAGUCGUCGCUCUCUGUGGACUCACCCGUACAACGGGGUCAGAGCAGACAUGUGCGAGUGUGGUGCAGCUUACACUGGAGACCGUGGGCAGUAAAGGUGUCGAUGCUAUCGUUGUAGAAGGCCUUGACUUAAACUACACGCUACGGUUUGCGGUGGGUCCAGCCAACGUGGACUUGGCCAAGCUGUACUUCCCUGAAUCUGUACGGGCUCAAGUAGCUUCUAAACUACCAUCGGUAGAGCUACCUCCAGAUCUUCAUCCCAAUGAGGCAACAGACGACGAUGCGUUGGGGUUCGAGAGCGGUUUAUUCGUCUCUUUCGACUCGAAAUUUACUAUCACACAUAGCAGUGAAGCGGGUGUUGGGAAGGGGCCACCAAUUGAGUCUACACUGGGCCUCAUCAAGCCAAAUGCCGCUUGUAAACCUGAGAUUGUUGCUGAAAUACUGCGUAUGCUCAACUUGUUCGGAUUCAAAGUGGAGCGGCAACGCCGUCUGCUGCUUUCUCGGGACCAAGCGAGUGCGUUUUACGCUGAACAUCGUGGAAAACCAUUCUUCGAGACGUUGUUGGAGUUCAUGACAAGUGGAGAAAUCGUAGUCUUGCAUUUGUCACGUCCCCAGUCCAUCAAAGCCUGGAGAGGACUCAUGGGGCCUACGAACAGUAACAGAGCUCGUGAGACGCACCCAUGGACUUUGAGAGCACGCUUUGGUAUUGACGGUACUCGGAAUGCUACUCAUGGUAGUGACUCCACUGCUAGUGCAGCUCGCGAACUCUGUUUCUUCUUCGGUAGUGCUGUAUCUGCUUCGUCAACCGCAACAUCGUUGAACGUCCGAACCGUGGCUCAGCGACCAGUAGUGCUAUCAGGAAUUUCAGAGACCAGUGUUGAGAAGAUACUGACGAUAGGAUUGAAAGAGCUCGUUGAGAAGAAGGUGACUGAUCCGCUGGAAGCUUGUCGAUGGCUGGGAGAAUGGCUUGUAAACUAUCGGUCUCGUGGACUUGAAGAGGGGCAUGAAACGCACAACGUUCGAGAACCAGUUCGUGCAAAUCUAAGUACCAGCGUGAAGCGAGUUGUUGUGGGAGGAAAUACUCUCAAAACGCACAAAAUUGUCGCGAUUACUCUGGAUACUUCGAUCAUUCAUUUGCGUAGUGUACUACUUGAUACUCUUCAUAAGCGGUUGGAAAACGAUCGCUACGAGGUUGUUGAUGUCGCGGCUGAAUUGGAGAAAUAUACAGCACUGAAUAUGGCUGUAGCUAAUCUCGUGAGACUACUGAGGAAUUGUGGUCGACGUCGCUGUGUGCUCUUCGGUUGUGAAGAAUUUGCAAAGAAUUCAGUUUUCCACCAUGAAUUUAAGACCCAAGCUCCUGCUGAGUGGCAAAUCAACUUCCUAGUUCGCUUGGAUCUCGAAAACUCGAAAACUUCCUUCACAGAUUCCUCUUCAUUCGAUUUACCAGUCUUCCACUUUAGCCUCCCUCAAGAUCUACAAAACGAUGGAACUCUCCAUGGGUUGUUCCAAGCAGUAUUUGACCCGAACAUCACUCUGCUAGCAGAUCCUGAAAAACUGGUACCUGUCACUGUAUGGACUCAAGUUGCAAAACACUUUGGCUUCCACCUGCUUACGUUCGAAGAUUUUAUCAAUUCAGUGAAGAAUUGCACCGAUAACUCGGACGAUACUCGACUGCUACUUGAAUUAUCACGUUCACGAUCAAACAUACAACCACUUUUGAUUCUCACCAUUCUUCGACGUGUAAUUCUUGGAUUUCUGCCUGGAAUCAACACAUUUGAUUACAAAUUCAUGCUUUUUGGUUUCCCGUGGUCAAAUAUUCAACUAGCAGAGCUGGAGCUGACAGUAGGAAGUCCGCAAUGUCUGCUGUACAUUGGAGAGAAAAAGCAGCGAUCCAAACCUAAAUCCAGUUUACCAGAUUUGCCAGCGUGGAUCUCAGCGUACCGAAAGAAAGGACUUGUAAAACGUAUCUGGAUUGACUCAUCCGUUAGCGUUGAUCGUGCCGCAGUGUGCUCUGCAGUGCAGCGUGCUAUGCUUCCCAUGAUCGGCUGCUUUUUGGGCAAAUGUGACGGCCAAGAGCUUGAGUCUCUGCAGAUUGCAGCCAAAACGCAAGGGGUUCUCUGGGUCGAUUGUGUUACUGUCAUCCCAUCCGUACAGAAGUUGCGAGAGUUGUUGCUGCGCGCUCAUGCUGGACGAGAGAAGUUCCUCCUGUACGGCUAUCCACAGACUUCUGCUCAGGCCGCAGAGCUCCUGAGCCUUGUUGGCUCUCCGCAAUUCGUGAUUCACAACUCGUCGGCUUCUCUUGUCGCACCAGAACUUCUUGCAGUCUUCGACGCUCACCCAGAUAUCUCGCAGCUAGAUCUGGCUAGCUCAAACGGUCCGUCGAAGCUACGCUCAACCUUUUUCCGCAAACAAGUGGUUGCAGUAGUUGGCAGCGUCGACACGCUGCAUUUGCCGCAGCUUCGUGACGCCGUGGCACCGCUAGGAUACGACGUCAUCGAGUUUAACCACAGUCAAGCUUUUCACGAUGAAAGCGAACAAAUUCAUGAAUUCGAACGUCAAGUCCAAGAUAUACAAGCUCCACGUUGUCUGGUUAUUGGAGCGCCGGAGUCAUCAAGUUUUUAUCAUGCUUUGGAAGCUCGGAUCGGGUGCUCGAUGCACAAAAUCCUGAUCUUGCAGCAUGUUAAAGUCCGUGUUCGAACUCCUGCGAUGGACGACGAGGACUCGGCCGGUGAUUCGGAUGAAGAGCAGGGCCACGUCCACAUCGAUGAAAUCGAAGACAACAAUGCGAAACCCGCAAUCAGAUGGCGAAAGGUGUUUCAAGCGCUGAGUCCACAGCUCUCGCAGCUUCUUCAGAGCUUUGCAUCGGCUUUAGACUCGUCGAUCUCAAUCGACAUCGUCGGGUUCCUGGAAAACACCCCACGCGGCUCGUCUCGAGUCGUUCAAGACGUCGUUGAACGUCUGCGUCCGCGUUUGUUCGGUGUGGUUGGCCACCGUUUCUCGUUCUAUCAAACGGCGGCACGAAGCUUCUGUCGACGGCAUUUGGUGGGCUUUCUAGACCUUACUAACGUGUCUAGCAACCGUGAAGCAUUGGAACAAGUCGAGACUCUCAUAGCGACCACACCGCAUUCGAGUUACUGUCUCGACGGCUUCCCCCGUUCGUCACUCCCAGAUGCGAUCACUGCAUCCGUGUCCUCGACACCUCGUUACGUGGCUCAGCAGCUGUGGGAAUUGGACCGUCGACUGGGCAAAAUGACUACUCUGGUCCACUUUACCGCGACGUUGGAGGUGCUGGAGGAUCGAACACCUACGCAAGUUACGCGUCGAAUGCUGGAAUUGGCUCAGGACGAUCUGGAACUCACGUCCACUGACCUCGUACGGUGGUUCACGACUGGCAAAAACCACCAGACGAUCGCCGAGGUCACGUGUGACCGAACGGUCGAGGACGCGCAGAAAGAGAUGGACAAUAUCUUGCGGUGGACUCUACGUCCAAGCCGACCUGCCGUCAAGUAAAAAGGCGGCGUUGGAUUGUAGGAAUCGAAGAUGGUCGCGACGAGGAUUGCUAGUGAUACAGUGUAUUGUUUCCAGGGGCUUACGCGGCCCUUCAUUUCCAUCUACUGCGACAUCGUGUGGACAUUUACGCCUCAUAUCAUACCAUCU